Molecule: messenger RNA, 1090 nt
Organism: Pollicipes pollicipes
Lineage: Eukaryota; Metazoa; Arthropoda; Thecostraca; Pollicipedomorpha; Pollicipedidae
Product: Golgi-associated PDZ and coiled-coil motif-containing protein
Exons: 10
Coding region: 71-1090 (339 amino acids)
Biological process (GO): negative regulation of protein localization to cell surface
Cellular component (GO): membrane; Golgi apparatus; trans-Golgi network transport vesicle
Molecular function (GO): transmembrane transporter binding
Source: RefSeq, a predicted model, not a curated record
CGCCAAGCUCGAGGCGGCGCUGGUGCACGUGCGGGACGAGCUGCAGGAGGCAGAGGCGGCGCGCUGUGUUAUGGAGAAGGAGAUGAAGGAGCUGCUGCUGCAACUGCAUUCUAUCCAGCUUCAGCUACACAAACAGACGACCGUCGGCACCGACUCGGACAACAUCAUCAAAAAAUUGGACUCUGAUCUGUACCUGCGCCGGCGGGACCUGAUGCGUGAGGAGAAGCUGCUGGCCGAGCUGCGCUGCCUGCGCUCCGAAGCGGACCAGCUGAACGGCUACAUCGUCAGCCUGCAGAGCGAGGUGGUUGGCUGCCGUCUAGCCGCCAAGUACAUGGACAAGGAGCUGGCGGGCAGAAUCCAGCAGAUCCAGCUGCUGGGCCGCGGUCUGCACGGGCCGGAGCACGGCCGGCUGUGGGCGCAGCUGGAGGCCGAGAUCCAGCUGCACCGGCACAAGACUCUCAUCCGCGCCUGUCGCAGCAGGAUGUGGCGUGAUCCGCCGGGGGAACCGAAGCUGACCGGACCGCGGCUGGUGCACGUCACCAAGGCCGACAAGGAGGGUCUGGGCAUGUCCAUCACGGGUGGAGAGGAGCACGGCGUGCCGAUCGUGGUGUCGGCCCUGAAGCCGGGCGGACCCGCCGACCGCUCGGGUCUGGUGCACGUGGGCGAUACCAUCCUGUCGGUGAACGAUAUCAGCCUGCAGCAGGUGCGGCACCAGGAGGCAGUGGAGGUGCUGUCAUCUGUGACCGGCGACAUCAAGCUCGAGUUGCAGUAUGUGCCGACGAUAGCGGAGGACCUCAGUGAAGGCAUAUACGACAUGGGACACUUCAGGUACGACAUGCUGGAGGACUCGCCGCUGUCGCCGGUGCCGGUCCGAGAGAACGGCGCGGCCCGACCUGCGCUGCCGACGCGGACGGCCGCCAGCCGGCCGGGCGCCGCUCAGAAACAGGGACCGCUCCCGGCGGUGCCCAGGUCGUGGCAGCAAACGCCGGUGCUGUGCCCUGUCGUGUCGUGCGUCGUCGUGCGCCGCGAAUGGAGCGGCUCGGCGACCGGGCGCCGGCCGACCGCCAUGCGCGUGUCUGACUUACGCUGA